Molecule: messenger RNA, 1439 nt
Organism: Dissoconium aciculare CBS 342.82
Lineage: Eukaryota; Fungi; Ascomycota; Dothideomycetes; Mycosphaerellales; Dissoconiaceae
Exons: 3
Coding region: 185-1273 (362 amino acids)
Cellular component (GO): endoplasmic reticulum
Molecular function (GO): protein-folding chaperone binding; misfolded protein binding
Source: RefSeq, a predicted model, not a curated record
AGAUUAUUUCGAGGGAACUGGUUUCGUAAAUGCACCUCACAUUUUACAGUAACGUCAAGGAAAUUCGGCUCAGGGAAACGUUGUGAAACUUGCAGCUCGUGUCCGUCUCGUCAGGGCCUCUGCAAUCCAUUGUCUCUCUGGCGCUUUCCAAGAACUGAUCGCCAUCCCGCGACCGAAUCCGACAAUGUCAUCCAAUCUGCUUUCCAUUGCCGGCUGGUAUUUUUUGCCUAGCCUUGUCACGGGCUAUGUGCAAGCAGCACUGUAUGCCGUGUUCAUCCGCGCAGGAGAACCUAAGCCAGCACCUGGUUCGCUUCGUUAUGUUCGCGAUCGGAGACGUAUCCAAAUCCUCGUCAUCGUCGCCUAUCUUGCGUACACGGUAUAUGAAACCGAUCAUCAGCUGUUAGAAACGUCGGAUCUUUACAACCUUCUGGGUGUCCCGCAUGAUGUCGAGGAUAAGGCACUGCAAUCGCGCUUUCGAAGACUCACGGUGCAAAUGCAUCCAGACAAGGUUGCCGAGCCACACAAAGCCAAAAUGGAGGCUUUGUAUGUGAACAUGAAAUUCGCUCGAGACGUAUUGGUCGAUCCGGCUAAGCGAUUCGCCUACGAUCGCUUUGGACCCAGCAUUUUCACUUGGCAGAAUAGCAAAACCGCGCGUGACUUUGUCUCUGUGGGUGUGAUGAACAUUGCUGGAUUCUAUGCCAGCAGCGCUGGCGCACUCGUUCUGUUGGCCGUGGCCGGCUAUCUGCGAGCUGCAAUGUUCUGGCGUUACCUCACCAUGGCGGCGCUCUUCGUCGCAGAGCUCUACAUUGUCUCCAGACCUACCUCGCCGUGGUUGCUGGCUAAUGCUCUGAAUCCGUUCCUCACGAUGACUGGCCUACGACUCCCUUAUCUGCCGUUUCAGCUCAUCUCUUUGUUGCGCAAGUUGACGUUGACGUUUUUCAUUGCACUGUCACAAUUGGAUCCGCUACUUCGCGAUCCACAAAAGCAAAAUCUGGAAGAAACCGGUCCUGCGAUCAUGGCUCAACGUUUGAACCAUAUCAAUGUUUUGACCAACGCCGCGGAGGCUGAGUUAGGGCGCCUACUCAGUAUGGAGCUCAUGCCGUUCGUAGGAGAGCCAUCUUCCGCCAAUGUCCUGCGCUCGAGCCUCAAGGAGUGGCUAGUACAGAACACUGUUCGCAACGAUCCUGCGGUCAAGGCGGCUGCUGCAAAUGUGCUCGAGGAGAAGCGGGUGCCGAGCUCGAGUCAUGAUGUGCCGCUCGCUGCAGCGGAAUGAUGACGACGACCAAUCACCCCUGGACAGCAAACCUAGUCCUGCUGGACGGACUCUUCCUUCGCGGAAUUCAAAAUUACAUCACAUCAUCCCAAGACCACGGACGAAUCGAACUUCGUCGGCGUUUCGCUCCAACGCUCUUCGCAUGGCCAAUCCGUACUGUCGUUCA